AUGGGGGCAGGGGGGGACCCCGACAGCGUGGUGCUGUGCCUGCUGGCCGCCGACGAGGAAGACGAAGGCGACAUCGCCCUGCAGAUCCACUUCACCCUCAUCCAGGCCUUCUGCUGCGACAACGACAUCCACAUCCUGCGCGUCUCGGGCAUGCAGCGCCUGGCCGCCAUCCUGGGCGAGCCCGAGGCGGGCGCCGAGCCCCGCGACCUCCACUGCCUCUUAGUCACGAACCCACACACGGACGCCUGGAAGAGCCAAGGGUUGGCGGAGGUGGCCAGUUACUGCGCCGAGAGCCGCGACAAGAACCAGUGGGUGCCGUACGUCUGUCUGCAGGAGCGCUGA
Molecule: messenger RNA, 342 nt
Organism: Nipponia nippon (crested ibis)
Lineage: Eukaryota; Metazoa; Chordata; Aves; Pelecaniformes; Threskiornithidae
Source: RefSeq, a predicted model, not a curated record